Molecule: messenger RNA, 633 nt
Organism: Geodia barretti
Lineage: Eukaryota; Metazoa; Porifera; Demospongiae; Tetractinellida; Geodiidae
Source: the annotation of a GenBank genome assembly
CUGUUCGUUCAGUUGAACAUCGGCGUCCUGGCAGUUCAAGGUGAUUUCGCGGAGCACUCCCAUGUGCUCCGCAGCGUGGGCGUCACGGCCACCGAGGUGCGUUUGCCGAAGCACCUCGACGGGUUGGAUGGCCUCAUCAUACCGGGAGGCGAGAGCACCACCCUCAGUCGUCUCAUGUCGCUGUAUGAUCUCCGCGACCCGGUUGCCGAACUGGCUGCCCGGGGCCAAGCGGUGUGGGGGACGUGCGCCGGCAUGAUCAUGCUGGCCAAUGAAAUCACCGAGGAGGACCCAGUGCCCAUGGGCCUCAUGGACGUUGGGGUCCAGCGCAACGCUUUCGGACGCCAGGUCGAUUCCUUCGAGCAAAACCUGCUCAUCCAGGGGCUGGGUGAUCGCGAAUAUCACGCGAUUUUCAUCCGUGCUCCGGUUAUCACGCGGGUUGGUGACGCCGUGGACGUUCUUGCCUCCCUUCCCGACGGCCGGCCGGUUGCGGUGCAGCAGGGCAAGAUGAUGGCCACGUCAUUCCACCCCGAGCUCACCGCCGAUGCCCGCAUUCACCGCUACUUCGUUUCCCUCGCCGGCGGGCCUCCCUUUGACCCGGAAGCGCCCCUCAUCGAUACUCCCCGUGUCCGCUAG